This is a messenger RNA of Colletotrichum godetiae, 835 nucleotides long. RefSeq lists its product as uncharacterized. Bases 214 to 663 code for a protein of 149 amino acids. The transcript has a single exon. The record is from RefSeq and is a predicted model, not a curated record. Lineage: Eukaryota; Fungi; Ascomycota; Sordariomycetes; Glomerellales; Glomerellaceae.
UUUAGCUGCUCACAACGCACUCAAGGUACAUGUCUCCCAUCGCCCAUUACCUUAUCGACCUUUGGUGCUUAGUAGGUAUGUUACGUGCAAAUACCGUAGCAGACACGCCGCGUAUCCGUACCUCUUCGUACCAAUGGAACUGGACGCAUCUGCCUUUUCUGCAUUGCUGAUGAGGUGGGCAUCCACAAGGUACUUUUCACCUUAAACAUAUCGAUGACAUCCUUGUCAAUCCCAUCCCAACUUCUCAAGUUCCCAACCACAGAGAGGGAAGAAAAAGUCAACGUUCAGACACCCGGCCCCGUCGCAGGGUUCUCCGUGGCUGCCAGCUUUAAACUUGACGCCGAACUUACACCCCCCUCCCCCCUCUACACUUCCCAUUACCCUGUACUUACUACUCCGUACUCUCUCUCCCGUUUCCCAUCUCUUCCGGUGUCAUUCAGUCAUUGUUCUGCUUCUGCUACCCCUUCAAGUUACAUUCUUAUCCAACCAACUCCUGGACACCUCACAAGUUUCUUCUUUCUCCUUACCAAGGUACCUACUCCUCAUCCUACAGGCAUAUGCAGCGGUGCUCGUCGCGGAAUCCUCGUCCACUCCUCCCCUACUCCUCUCUUCCAAAGACCCUUGAUGCUUGUUCCUCCUAGCAUCGCAACACUACGGCACUGAAAAUACUGAACAUCGUGGCAAAGGCAAACCCCCCUCGAACAUCAUCGGUCCAAUCAACCUGUCGCCAUCCCUCCUUCGUCCCACGUUCUCGAGUCCCACCAGCCCUCCGUGGUCAGCUUUUGCUGCCCUGAUCCCCCCCUGGCCCUACCUCCUUGGUGAUUUCCUCCAGCCA